Messenger RNA from Pelobates fuscus (common spadefoot toad), 2135 nucleotides. RefSeq names its product carbohydrate sulfotransferase 1 (gene CHST1). Gene Ontology annotation, molecular function: keratan sulfotransferase activity; N-acetylglucosamine 6-O-sulfotransferase activity. The record is from RefSeq and is a predicted model, not a curated record. Gene Ontology annotation, biological process: N-acetylglucosamine metabolic process; carbohydrate metabolic process; keratan sulfate proteoglycan metabolic process. Lineage: Eukaryota; Metazoa; Chordata; Amphibia; Anura; Pelobatidae. The coding region runs from base 557 to 1819 and encodes 420 amino acids. Gene Ontology annotation, cellular component: trans-Golgi network; Golgi membrane. The transcript has 3 exons.
UCAGUACUAGUGUCUUGGUGCCCUGGAAGGAGAGACAUUUGUAGCAGGACUGCAGUGAAGGGGAUAGCUGCACUGCUCUGCAUCUGUCUGUUGCCUUCUCCUCCCACCCACCCCAUUUCAUCACCAGCCUGAGCAGCCUCUCUCUCUCCAAAUCCCUCUAUGCUUUCCCCUGGAUCACAGCAGCAAAACAGAGACCCCCAGCACUGCCUCAUACAGCAUGGAGCCCUCACACUGCCAGCAGAGGAAGUGGGGGCUAUAAGGAUGGAUUUGUUCAGGGUGGCAAACCAGAGGGUGCAAGGCUGAGGAUGGUGGGGGUCAAGCUGAAAGGGUGCCUGGAAUCCUGCAGCAAGCUCAUUAGAUGUUCUCUCCUUUCCUCUGCAUCACCAGUGCAAAGAAGAGAGGUGACAUGGUGGGGAAAGAUGUCCGUAUGAACCAAGGAUUGCCCUCCUGAUUGUAACCAGGGCUUUCUGAUUGGAAGAAGACCCCCUCAAGCUCUCAGCUUAUAGUAUACUUGGCAACAGAAUCCAGGGAGAAGUCUCAAUGACGGUUUCCAGCCAUGCAAUGUUCUUGGAAGGCUGUCUUCUUACUAGCGCUGGCCUCUAUUGCUAUCCAGUACACAGCCAUUCGCACCUUUACCACCAAAUCCUUUCAAAUGUGCCCAAUCCCCAAUCCUGCCAACUGCAGCCCUGGCCAAGAUCCUACAGAUUCUCCUGACCGGCUUUGUGAGGACAGCCAGUCGUUAAACUCGAACUUUUCUAGAAAGACACAUAUUCUCAUCUUGGCAACAACCCGCAGUGGAUCAUCUUUUGUGGGUCAACUUUUUAAUCAACACUCUGAUGUCUUCUAUUUGUUUGAGCCACUUUACCAUGUCCAGUAUACAUUGCUUCCUAAAAUGACACAGAAUAAAAGUCCUGCUGAUCGGAGAGUCAUGUUGGGCGCAAGUAGGGACCUGUUGAGGAGCCUUUAUGACUGUGAUCUCUAUUUUAUGGAGAACUACAUCAAGCCACAGCCAAUUAACCACACUACUGAUAGACUGUUCAGGCGGGGUGCAAGCAAAGCACUUUGCUCUCUUCCAGUUUGUGAUGCUUUAGGAUCCUCUGACAUUUAUCUCGAAGAAGGUGACUGUGUUAAGAAAUGUGGGAGCUUAAACAUGACCUUAGCAAUGGAGUCUUGCAAGGACCAUGGACAUGUGGCUAUUAAAAUUGUCCGUGUGCCUGAAGUCAAUGACCUUCGAGCUUUAGUGGAAGAUCCAAGGCUAAAUUUGAAGGUGAUACAGUUGGUGAGGGACCCCAGAGGCAUCUUGGCCUCCCGGAGUGAGACUUUCCGGGACACCUAUAGGCUAUGGAGGAUAUGGAGAGCAACCGGCCGAAGGCCUUUCAAUCUAGACGCAACCCAGUUGACCACAGUCUGUGAAGACUUUUUAAACUCCAUCUCUACUGGGUUUAGUCGCCCCCUCUGGUUAAAGGGUAGGUAUAUGCUCCUCCGAUAUGAGGAUCUGGCUAGAAACCCUAUGAAGAAGAUGGAGGAGAUCUAUGACUUUGUGGGUGUUCCACCAGAUUCGAACGUGGAGAGAUGGAUUCAGAAUAACACCCAAGCAGACGAAUCAUCAGUCAAACAUAAGUAUGGCACAUUAAGAAACUCUGCAGCCACAGCUGAAAGCUGGCGACUAACUUUGUCUUAUGACAUUGUAGAAUUUACGCAAAAUGCCUGUCGACAAGUACUAACCCAGCUAGGCUACAAGACUGUUGGGUCUUCACAAGAACUGAGAAACCUUUCCUACAGCCUGAUAGAGGACAAAGGUUUUGCACCUUUUCUGUAAUGUUAAAUCGGCAACCACAGUGUACAGUGAGGGUGUGAAAUCAGCAAAAAAUAGAGGAAAGUAAGAAAAAGAGCAAACGAUAUAUUUUUGAUAAACCCUUGUUCUUAUUCCUCCAGGAAAAACAAGUUGCACUAAAAACAGUAGGUCUGGUGAUAAAGCACAUUUAUUAAUUAAGAAAGGUUAAUGGCAUACCUCUAAUAUGGAAACUUGAAGCCCUUUUGAUAGAUAUAAACUUUGCCAGAUUGAGCGCAUUGCAAGCUCUACUCAAAAUGUAACCAUCAUAAAAUAAAAUGGGAGUGGUGAUAGUUUCAUUACA